UGACAGUCUGGGAUGGUUUCAGAUUCCAGAGGUAGUGGGAGGCGGUGAAAGCCCACGUUAGGGGGUGAACUCAUUUAAAAGUGUCGUAGGUAACGUUACGCAGACAGAUGUGAGUGCGCGCUGCUGCGUCCAACUGCGCUUGUAACUUGGCAGAAGACUUUUGCAGAACGAAGUUUCAAGAUUUUAAGGUCAUUGAAUUCCUAGUCAUGAUGAUCUCCUCUACAUUGCAUUUUGUGCUUGGUCUGAUGAUCCUUCUGACUUUGGUUGAAGCCCAGACUCAGUCCCAGCCACCCAAAAUUCAACUCCGCCUGGCCGGAAACAAACGCAAGAACUAUGAGGGUCGUGUGGAGGUCUUUUACAACAACGAGUGGGGGACCGUCUGUGAUGAUGACUUCUCAAUCGAGGCCGCACAUGUUGUGUGCAGGGAACUUGGCUUCCUUGGAGCGGUGUCUUGGUUACCGUCUGCCAAAUUUGGACAAGGAGAAGGUCACAUUUGGCUGGACAAUGUUCAUUGCACUGGAAGAGAGACAUCUUUGGCCAAUUGUCCCUCAAAUGGCUUUGGGGUGUCAGACUGCAGACACACAGAGGAUGUCGGGGUGGUGUGCAAUCAGAAGCGUAUCCCCGGCCACAGAUUCAUCAACACUAUGAGCAACGAUGUUGAGACCAUUGAGGAGAGGGUGGAAGAAAUCCGCAUGCGACCCAUAUCAUCCCAUCUCAAGCGGAUCCCCAUCACAGAGGGCUUUGUAGAGGUUAAGGACAAUGGGAAAUGGAGGCAGUUCUGCGAUGAGGAAUGGACACAAAUGAACAGCCGAGUCGUUUGUGGGAUGUACGGAUUCCCCGGAGAAAAGAAAUACAGCAACAAAAUCUUAAAAUCCCUGUCCAUGCGAAAGAGAAAAAACUACUGGGGUUUCUCCGUGAACUGUACAGGAAAUGAGGUCCACCUGUCGAGCUGUAGACUGGGCAAACCCCUGGAACGAAAGAGGAACGGCACCUGUGGACGUGGCCUGCCUGUGGUAGUCAGCUGCGUGCCUGGAAGAGCCUUCGCCCCCUCAUCAUCUGUUGGCUUCAGAAAGGCCUACAGACCAUCGCAACCCCUGGUGCGUCUGCGGGGAGGUGCGAAUGUUGGUGAGGGAAGAGUGGAGGUGUUAAAGAACGGAGUUUGGGGGACGGUCUGUGACGACAACUGGAACCUGAGGGCCGCCACUGUCGUGUGUCGAGAGCUGGGCUAUGGCACAGCCAAAGAGGCUUUUACUGGAGCAAAGUUAGGACAAGGAAUGGGUCCGGUUCAUAUGAAUGAGGUAGAGUGCUCUGGAUUUGAGAAGUCUCUCACUGACUGCUACUUCAAUAAUGAUGCGCUGGGCUGCAGUCAUGAGGAAGAUGCUGGCGUGCGCUGCAAUGUACCUGCCAUGGGCUUCCAAAAGAGGAUUCGUUUGAGUGGAGGAAGAAACACGUUUGAGGGACGUGUGGAGGUUCUAGCUGAAAGGGGUGGUUCUCUGGUGUGGGGAACCGUUUGUAGUGAAAACUGGGGGAUCAUGGAGGCGAUGGUGGUCUGCAGACAGCUGGGAUUAGGCUUCGCCAGCCACGCAUUUCAGGAGACGUGGUACUGGUCUGGAGACCGCAGUGCUGAUCAUGUUGUGAUGAGUGGGGUCAGAUGUUCAGGUACUGAGAUGAGUCUCACUCAGUGUCUGCAUCACGGGAAACAUCUCAACUGCCCGAAAGGAGGCGGACGCUUCGCUGCUGGAGUCUCGUGCGCAGAUACGGCCCCUGACCUGGUGCUUAACGCUCAGCUUGUGGAGCAGACCACCUAUCUGGAGGACAGGCCCAUGUACGCCCUCCAGUGCGCCCUCGAAGAACACUGCCUCUCCACCACUGCAAAACAAGGCGACCACAGCUCGUACCGACGCCUGCUCCGCUUCUCAUCCCAGAUCCAUAAUGUAGGCUUAUCCGACUUCAGACCCAAGCUGGGAUACCACGCAUGGACCUGGCACGAGUGUCACAGGCACUACCACAGUAUGGAGGUCUUCACACACUAUGAUCUUCUGAGUCUGAAUGGUACCAAGAUUGCAGAAGGUCACAAGGCCAGCUUCUGUUUGGAGGACACGCAGUGUGAUGAAGGUAUUCAGAAACGAUAUCUUUGUGCCAACUUUGGGGAGCAGGGCAUCACGGUUGGCUGCUGGGACACCUAUAGACACGACAUUGACUGUCAGUGGAUCGACAUCACAGAUGUGAAGCCGGGAGAUUAUAUUUUCCAGGUUGUGAUCAAUCCUAACUAUGAUGUAGCAGAAUCAGAUUACACCAACAAUGUUUUGAAGUGCAAGUGUCGCUAUGAUGGAAACAGAAUAUGGACGUAUAACUGUCAUACAGGUGGCUCACGGAGUUCAGACAUGGAUGAAUACCCUGGAAUGAGCAACCAGUUGUACCAUAGAUAGAAGAGACAGAGAAAAUAAACCAAAGGCUCUCAGUGGUGGAUGCUGCAAACUGUCACUCAAGACUGUUGAAAUAUAACUGACCACUAGAGAGACUCCAGCACUUCAAGAGCAGACACGAGCAUCUGCUCUGUUGACCGACCUCCAAGUGAACAUGUUUAGGUUUAAAUGUAGAUUAUCUCCUCCUGAUGCUAGUUUGCAAGCUUCCGAACCGAAAGCAUUUAAUUUUCGUGAUUUUACUGUACAGAGAAUUUCUUGCUUGUCAUUAUGAACUCAUGGCAUAUAUAACUGUAACACAAACUUGGAUCAUCAUUGGCUCUUAUUGUCCCCUAGGCUUUUUUCUGUAUUAUGUUGCAUAAACAAACCUGUUUAUAGCCGUUACUAUCUAAUGUACAGUCAACACAGCUCUGUCCAACUUCUGUAGUCCAUUCAUCAUGCACGUUGAGUAAUUUAUUACGUUCAGUCAGGGAUUGUGUUUAAUAUGUAUGCAAUGUGAAACUAUGAUUUUCUUGCGUAUUUGUGAAGCGUCUUAUGAAAAAAGCUCCCUCCGUUUUAUGAGGGUAUCUACAACCAGUUACAUGGUUUUAAGAUAAACGGUGUGUGAGUAAAACAACACACAUCAUGAAACCUUCACAUUGCUUUCUAUAAUAAAAGAAUGGAGCAAUUGA
Molecule: messenger RNA, 3094 nt
Organism: Triplophysa dalaica
Lineage: Eukaryota; Metazoa; Chordata; Actinopteri; Cypriniformes; Nemacheilidae
Gene: loxl2a
Product: lysyl oxidase-like 2a
Exons: 14
Coding region: 207-2429 (740 amino acids)
Biological process (GO): sprouting angiogenesis; peptidyl-lysine oxidation
Cellular component (GO): membrane
Molecular function (GO): protein-lysine 6-oxidase activity; copper ion binding
Source: RefSeq, a predicted model, not a curated record